Prunus armeniaca (apricot) is the source of this 282-nucleotide messenger RNA. Lineage: Eukaryota; Viridiplantae; Streptophyta; Magnoliopsida; Rosales; Rosaceae. The record is from the annotation of a GenBank genome assembly.
AUGAAGGGUGUGCAACGACAAUUGGGUAUGAUGAGGUGUUGGCAGAGAAGGAUUGUUAGUGGUUUAGCUUUAUUAUGGCAACAAGGAGUGGAAGUAAUUGUUCUUUCUUCUUCUCGAGGGCAUAUUGAUGUCAUUUUGCAUGGAGUGGAAAUGGAGACUUUCCGUUUUAUUGGGUUUUGUGGUAAUCCCAAUAUGAGGCUACGACGACACUCUUGGGAUUUGCUUCAUCGAAUUGGAGGGUCUAUUCAUGGCCCACAGCUAGUGGGAGGUGAUUUCAAUUAA